AUGCCAUCUGUGGCUACUCUUGCUCCAAGCUCUGCCGCCAAUGGCAGCGGCAAGCAGCUCAAUGUCAACGAUAACAUUGCCCGCUUCUCCGCUCCGUCUCGUCCGAGGUCACCACCAGCAGAGCAUACUCUGUUCCAUCCUAAGACGAGAGCAUUCGUCUAUGGUAUGCAAACCAAGGCUGUCCAAGGUAUGCUCGACUUCGACUACAUCAACAACCGAACCACUCCUUCCGUAGCUGCCAUUAUCUACCCAUUCGGUGGUCAGUUCGUCUCCAAGAUGUACUGGGGAACCAGCGAGACCCUGCUGCCCGUUUACCAAUCCACCGAGAAGGCCAUUGCCAAGCACCCAGAAGUCGACACCGUCGUCAACUUCGCCAGCAGCAGAAGUGUCUAUUCUUCCACUUUGGAAUUGAUGGAGUUCCCACAGAUUAAAUGUAUUGCUAUCAUUGCAGAGGGUGUUCCAGAGAGAAGAGCACGAGAGAUCCUACACAUUGCUAAGAAGAAGGGCGUCACAAUCAUCGGCCCCGCCACAGUCGGUGGUAUCAAACCCGGCUGCUUCAAGAUUGGUAACACUGGUGGUAUGAUGGACAACAUUGUCGCAUCCAAGCUCUACCGCAAGGGAUCCGUCGGUUACGUCUCCAAGUCCGGUGGUAUGUCUAACGAGCUCAACAAUAUCGUCUCUCAAACCACAAACGGUGUUUGCGAGGGUGUUGCCAUUGGUGGUGACAGGUACCCCGGAACCACCUUCAUCGACCAUAUGCUCCGUUACCAAGCCGAUCCAGACUGCAAGAUCCUCCUGCUACUUGGUGAAGUUGGUGGUGUAGAAGAAUACCGCGUCAUUGACGCUGUCAACGACGGUCAGAUCACCAAGCCAAUUGUCGCUUGGGCUAUCGGUACUUGUGCAGAUGUUUUCACCACUGAAGUCCAAUUCGGUCACGCCGGAUCUCUUGCAAACUCCAAGAUGGAAACCGCAAAGGCUAAGAAUGAGGCCAUGAAAAAUGCUGGUUUCCACGUUCCAGAGACAUUCGAGAAGCUCCCAGAGCUCCUCAGCGAGGUUUACCAGAAGUUGGUUGCUGAUGGAACAAUUGUCCCUGAGAAGGAGCCAGCUCCCCCAAAGAUUCCAAUGGAUUACAGCUGGGCCCAGGAGCUCGGUCUUAUCCGAAAACCUGCCGCUUUCAUCUCCACCAUUUCCGAUGAUCGUGGCCAAGAACUUCUAUACGCUGGUAUGCCAAUCUCUGAGGUCUUUGCUGAGGAUAUCGGUAUUGGUGGUGUUAUGAGUUUGUUGUGGUUCCGACGACGUCUCCCGGCUUAUGCUUCUAAGUUCUUGGAAAUGGUUCUCAUGCUUACAGCUGAUCACGGUCCCGCUGUGUCCGGGGCCAUGAACACAAUUAUCACUACUCGUGCUGGCAAGGACCUGAUUUCGAGUUUGGUGGCUGGUCUGUUGACCAUUGGUGAGAGAUUUGGUGGUGCGCUUGAUGGUGCUGCCGUGGAAUUCACAAAUGCUGUUGACAAGGGUCUCUCGCCCAGGGAGUUCGUCGACACAAUGAGGAAGCAGAACAAGCUGAUCCCUGGUAUCGGUCACAAAGUCAAGUCCCGGAACAACCCCGAUCAGCGUGUUGAGCUCGUCAAAGAGUUCGUCCGCCGCAAUUUCCCAAGCUGCAAGAUGCUUGACUACGCUAUUGCCGUCGAGACCGUUACUACUUCCAAGAAGGAUAACUUGAUUCUGAACGUCGAUGGUUGUGUUGCUGUCUGCUUCGUAGAUCUGCUCAGGAACUGUGGUGCCUUCAGCGCUGAGGAGGCGGAGGACUACCUAAAGAUGGGUGUCUUGAACGGUCUCUUCGUUCUCGGCCGAAGCAUUGGUUUGAUUGCACAUCACUUGGAUCAGAAGCGACUGAGGACAGGAUUGUACCGUCAUCCAUGGGACGACAUCUCUUACAUGGGAUUCGGCACCGACGGUGUUGCACCUGGUGGUGCCAAUAGAGCUAUGGUUGAUGUUAAGAAAUAA
Orbilia oligospora ATCC 24927 is the source of this 2004-nucleotide messenger RNA. RefSeq lists its product as uncharacterized. Gene Ontology annotation, molecular function: ATP citrate synthase activity. Gene Ontology annotation, biological process: tricarboxylic acid cycle; fatty acid biosynthetic process; acetyl-CoA biosynthetic process. Gene Ontology annotation, cellular component: cytosol. NCBI's taxonomy places the organism in Eukaryota, Fungi, Ascomycota, Orbiliomycetes, Orbiliales, Orbiliaceae. The transcript has 5 exons. The record is from RefSeq and is a predicted model, not a curated record. Bases 1 to 2004 code for a protein of 667 amino acids.